Messenger RNA from Toxorhynchites rutilus septentrionalis, 424 nucleotides. RefSeq lists its product as uncharacterized. The coding region runs from base 1 to 384 and encodes 127 amino acids. The record is from RefSeq and is a predicted model, not a curated record. NCBI's taxonomy places the organism in Eukaryota, Metazoa, Arthropoda, Insecta, Diptera, Culicidae. The transcript has 4 exons.
AUGCCCACACAAACGGAACGCAGCAGCAGCAGCAUGAGUGAAAGGAAAAGCAUGGAAAGACAAGUCUGCGCUAUCGCGCUCAGAGCUCUCUCGCCCAUCGGCUUCUUGGUCGCGUCUCAUUCAAGGUUUGCCAUUCAAAGAGAGCAGUCCGGAUUUUUUGCAGCGCGCGACAGUGUGUUUGUCAGCUUGGAUGAUAGCGUGAAAGAGAAAGAAACAAAACGACACAACUCGUUCUGGGUGCGAUUGAUUUGCAAUUCUAAACAAACGGUCGCGUUCGCGAUGGCACGCAAGAAGGGAACUACCAAAACAAAAUCGAACGGCAGGAAGGCUGCGUCAGAAACCAAACAAACGGACAAAAAAGAUGCCAAAAUAAAAGGUGAGUAACAAGCAAUCGCUGUUGUGUUUUUGAGCAACUGAUACUGAC